Chenopodium quinoa (quinoa) is the source of this 1189-nucleotide messenger RNA. RefSeq names its product probable pectate lyase 4. The record is from RefSeq and is a predicted model, not a curated record. Lineage: Eukaryota; Viridiplantae; Streptophyta; Magnoliopsida; Caryophyllales; Amaranthaceae. The annotation marks the transcript as partial. Gene Ontology annotation, molecular function: pectate lyase activity. The transcript has 4 exons.
UAUGGAUGUUGUGUUGGUGUAGAUGAUGGGCCAGGGUCGCUAAGGGAAGCGUGUCGAAAGAAGGAAUCACUCUGGAUUGUAUUUGAAGUUUCGGGUACCAUUGAGCUGAAGUCGCACUUGAAUGUAUCGUCUUAUAAGACGAUAGAUGGACGUGGACAAAGGAUUAAGUUCACAGGGAAAGGGUUAAGGCUCAAGGAGUGUGAGCAUGUGAUUAUAUGCAAUCUUGAAUUUGAAGGUGGGAGGGGACAUGAUGUAGAUGGGAUUCAGAUUAAGCCGAAUUCUAAGCAUAUAUGGAUUGAUCGUUGCACCUUGCGUGAUUAUGAUGAUGGUCUCAUCGAUAUCACCAGGCAGAGUACUGAUAUCACUAUUUCUAGGUGUCAUUUCUCUCAGCAUGACAAAACAAUGCUCAUUGGAGCAGAUCCAUCUCAUGUUGAUGAUAGAUGCAUUCGGGUGACUAUUCACCACUGUUUUUUUGAUGGAACCCGACAAAGACAUCCUCGUGUAAGAUAUGGGAAAGUUCAUCUUUACAACAAUUACACCAGGGGUUGGGGUAUUUAUGCUGUCUGUGCCAGUGUAGAAUCUCAGAUUUAUUCUCAGUGCAACAUUUAUGAAGCUGAUAAGAAGAAAACAGCUUUUCUUUACUACACAGAGAAGGCUGCUGAUAAAGAACAAGAAGCAACUGGGAGCAUAAUAUCUGAAGGAGACCUCUUUUUAAAUGGAGCUGUAUCAGGAGUAAAGCCAUUGGUGAAUGAAGAGACUGUGUUUCAUCCUAGCGAGUUUUACAAUGACUGGACAAUGGAACCACCUACUGAAUCCCUUAAACAUAUUCUCCAGCAUUGUACAGGAUGGCUGAACAUUCCUCGCUUGCCUGAAAAUCUUUCUGAUGCUUAGUCACAAGCAUACACUGUGCAGCAACAUGAACAACCAGAACUUUACCAUUCUUCUAUAUAUAUACACACAUACACAGGGAGAUUAGUCAUCAUAUGGAUAUUAUGAAGUAGAUAGAUAGUUCAGUAUUUAUAAAUUCUCCAAUGUGAUUCAAUUCAACCAAUAAUAGUGUUCAUUUGCUGCAAAUUAGAAAUGUUGAUGAAUAAAAAACUCGUUCUUGCCAUCGCUGUUGUCAUGUGAGUCUUGUAACCCAGCCUGAACUGUAUGCAAAUCUUCUGUGGGGUUAUCUCCCUUUUCCUUU